Molecule: messenger RNA, 1543 nt
Organism: Sitodiplosis mosellana (orange wheat blossom midge)
Lineage: Eukaryota; Metazoa; Arthropoda; Insecta; Diptera; Cecidomyiidae
Exons: 3
Coding region: 142-906 (254 amino acids)
Source: RefSeq, a predicted model, not a curated record
CGUUCCGCUUGAUACGGUUUGCUCCGAUGAACAGAGAGCAAAGUAGUGAAACCGUCCCGAAAUCGGUUUGUAUGAGAAACGUCAAACCGUUUUCGAUCCCUGUAAAAUUCUUCAAUAGAUGUCAUGGUAUUAUGUCUAUAGAUGAGUUUUAAAGAUAAAGUCGUAAUUGUAACUGGUGCAAGUAGUGGAAUUGGAAGAGGUGCAGCAAUCCAUUUGGCAAAAUUAGCCGCUGACGUUGUACUGGUCGGAAGAAACCAGGAGAGAUUGAACGAAGUAAAACAGCAAAUUAUUGCGAAUGGAUCUUCGGAGCCCUUGGUGCUGGCUGCCGACGUGACAAAAGACUCGGAGAAAAUUAUCAACGAAAGUGUCAAGCAUUUUGGAAAAAUAAAUGUUUUAAUAAAUAAUGCGGGAAUGAUGACGGAGGAAAGUAUUGAAAAUGUCACAAUGGAGGCGUUUGAUAAAACGAUCGAUGUAAAUCUACGAAGUGUCGUACAAUUGACUCAAAAAGCCAUUCCAUAUCUUGAGCAAACAAAAGGUAACAUUUUGAAUGUGAGCAGCACGGCCGGUCUGAAAGCCGUUCCCAAUUUACUAUCCUAUUGUGUUUCAAAAGCUGCAUUGGAUCAGCUGACCAAAUGCUCAGCAUUGAACUUGGCUCCAAAAGGAAUACGAGUCAAUGCUAUUAACCCAGCUGCGAUUCGGACUCCACUCUACAAAGCACUCGGCAUAGAUAGCAAGGCAGAACAAGAGCUAUUCGAUUCAUACAAAUCCCAUUACCCAAUGGGAAGAAUUGGUGAAGUGAGUGACACGUCAUCGGCUAUCGCAUACCUAACGGGUGACUCUGCUUCUUUUUUAACGGGUGUGUUGCUGCCAGUUGAUGGAGGUGCGCUGACAGCUGGUUACGAUUAAAUUUUUCAAAAAUUAAAAGAUAAUGGAUUUAAAAUUGAAUUGUACUAGAGUUUAAUUACUGCGUUUCACUUGGUGAUAAAGAAAACGGCUCUCGGGCACAUUAUCCAUAAUAAUAGAUUGUCUAAAAUAUUUGCAAAUAGAUGUUAUUCGUUGAUCACAUUCAAUUGAUGUGUCAUAAAGUUGUCAAGCUGAACACUAUUGAUUACAAAAUAUUAUCUAUCCGACAAAGCCGGCUUAUAUAUAUUGCAUGUAAGUAGCGAGCAUCUUGUCACAAACGCCCAUUCCCUCACGUAAAUCACCUUUCAAUGGAUCGGAGAGAGAUGAGAUUCUCAUCAUAAGAACAGGUCUUAAAGAACUAAAUUUACUGCGAGAUUACCCGAAAUAUCGAUAACUUUGAGCUUUGAGUCCUGAGCUGAAACAAAAACUAAUGUAGAAAUAAAACAUCAACAGCAUAAAUUUUCAUUUAAAUCAGAUAUUUUUUUUUAUUCAUAUGAUUUUCUGUGUGUGUUUUUACGUGAUAGAUUUCAUGUAUACAAUGUUUAUACAUACAUUCAUGUUAAAUUGUUUAUCAUCUUAACUAGUGUUUUAUGUCAUUGUUUUUUUUUUAAAGGACGAAUAAAUAUUCAACUAAACCGUA